GUCAGUGAGUAAACAAACAUUUGAAGAGCGUUUCAAAGCUGCGCAAUAUCAACAUGUCACUAAUGCCGUAUUGGUUGAGGCAUCUGAGAAACUUGGCGUACCGAGAUCCAGUUAUGAGGGUGCUGGAGGAUCCGUACAAUAUAUUCUCUCGCGAUCCGUUCUUCCGAGACCCGGUAAAGUACAUGAAACAGCUGACGCCGGCAAUCGAGAAGGAGUAUCAUGGGAUAGAAGGAAUCUACUCGGAUGCCGAGGUGAAAGUCGACGGUAAGAAGGUGGAGGUGCACCUGGACGUACAAAACUUCACGCCUGAGCAAAUCGUUGUCAAGACUGUGGGCAACGAGAUAAUGGUGGAAGGUAAAAAGGAGGUGAAACGCGAGGACGGGUGGACACGAAGUCACUUCGAACGACGGUUUUUGCUACCCGAGGGCUUCCCGCCGGAGCGAGUCGAGUGCCAUCUGGACAAGGGAAAACUGAAGGUGAUUGCCUUCCGCGCCGAGGCCCUGGAAGAGAGGAAGAUCCCCAUACAGGAAAAAUCCGGCUCGGUGGACAACAAAAAAGAUUAAUUGGCUUAUUAGGUUGUAGCAUUCUUUUGGUUUUGGAGUAGUAAUAGUAGUUGAGGGAUAUGGUUUCCGCAGCUCCACGGCUAGCGCGUAUUUUGAGUUUUGGAGUAUUUGGUUGUGUAAACUCUAUUUAUAUUACACCUAUCGUCGUGUACAUGUGAAAAAUUUUUUUCUUCAUGAAAAAAACAUUUUUAUUCGACGUGAAUGGGAAAAUUGUAUUAAAGUACCAACUAAUAAUUAUAAAGUGAGUUCGAUUCGAGUGUAGUUUUUUUAAAAUAAUAAUUUAACUCAAAAUGCAAAUUGGUGAGACUGAUAGUUGUUAAUUUGAUUUUGUUUU
Papilio polytes (common Mormon) is the source of this 897-nucleotide messenger RNA. RefSeq names its product heat shock protein beta-11-like. NCBI's taxonomy places the organism in Eukaryota, Metazoa, Arthropoda, Insecta, Lepidoptera, Papilionidae. The coding region runs from base 54 to 563 and encodes 169 amino acids. Gene Ontology annotation, biological process: protein refolding; response to heat. Gene Ontology annotation, molecular function: protein folding chaperone. The record is from RefSeq and is a predicted model, not a curated record. The transcript has a single exon.